Molecule: messenger RNA, 131 nt
Organism: Racocetra fulgida
Lineage: Eukaryota; Fungi; Glomeromycota; Glomeromycetes; Diversisporales; Gigasporaceae
Source: the annotation of a GenBank genome assembly
UCAUUAGAAGCAAAAGAUAUUCAACCCGGUGAUUAUGUUUCCACACCAUUUCGUGGAGGAUCGCGUCAAGGUUAUGUUAAAGAAAUCGUUAAGUCUGAGGAAGAAGCAAAAAAGCAUCCAACUGUCGCAAA